GGAGGAAAAGGUGCAGGAGAGGGCAGGGCUAACCUGGGAGAGUGACAAAGCAGACACAAGGAAAGAGACGCAACAGAAGAGAGAGAUUGACAGAUAGAGAAGUUGGGAAAGUGGGAGAGGCCAAUUGUCACACGCUGGGGUUAUAAUACAAUGGAGGGUGGUUGACGAUCGUUAAUAUCAAAGUGUGAUUCUAGUACUGCUUCUCGUGAGGAGGGGCACUACAGAAGCUUUGGAUGCUGAGGACCUAAUACCAUUACACAUCAUUGAGACUCAGCCUUACACAGGGAGCAUGCCACGAUGUCAUCCUACUCUGAUGCCGAUAAUCAGUGUCAACCGGGGAACACCAUCUGUGAGAUCACAGUGUAUGAACAGGAAGUGAUCAUCGUGCCCGUCCUGCUCCUAGCAAGCUUCCUGGUCAGUCUGCUAAUCGUCCUCCUGCUGAGGUACUGCACUGGAAAGGAAAACCGCAGACGACCCACAGUAACCCUAGCCCGACCACACAGCACCAGCACGGCGAGCAGACACACACAGAGGAAAAGUACCAGACGGAACACACAGGGCAUUGAGGCUCCUCCUGAGCUGAACCCUCUGGAGCAUGAGGAGUUACCUAUGAGCACUCCGACCCGGCGUGACGCCCUUGCCACGUUGUCUGCCGUACCGGAGACGCCCAAAGAGAGACAGCAUGGCUCUUUCAACCUGGCCACUCCGCUGCCCCUCUCCUUCCCCGUCAAACCGGACGACUCUGUCACCCUCUACAGGGCAAGGAUGGACAACAGAGACGUGGUUCUACGGACACUUAAAGAAAAAGCCGAUGACAGCGAGCGGCAGUCCUUCCUGGGCUUUGCCUCCUUCCUGUCUGAGCUGGGGCCCCACCCCUUUUUGCCUGGUCUGAUGGGCGUGGUCUCCCUACGUACCUCCCUCAUCACCGUGAUGGAGGAACUGGUGCACAGGGACCUGCUGGGGUUCCUAUGGAGGUGUCGACAGGACACGGGUGUGGAGUCCCCGUGCGAUAUCACAGAGCAGCGCAUCUUCACCAUGGGAGGACAAGUGGCUUCUGCUCUGGAAUACCUGCACGGUCAGAGCUGUAUCCAUGGCAACGUUGGAGCUCGGAGCGUGCUGGUUGGUCUAGACCUAACGGCUAAACUGUGGGGAUUGGGUCCAGCAUACUGUAAGAAAACACAAGCAGGAACUCCAGGAGAGCUGCAGAACGUUGAGAUGAGGAAGUGGCAGGCUCCAGAAGUAUUGGCAAGGAGACCUGUCUGUCAAAGCAGUGACGUCUGGUCUUUUGGUAUCCUGCUCCAUGAAAUAGUGACACUAGGUGACCCACCAUUCCCUAAAGUCAUGGCCGGUGAUCUUCUUCAAUACCUCCAGAGAGGAAAGACUCAGAAGAGACCAGCUAAUUGUUCUAACUCACUGUAUUCCAUAAUCAAGUCCUGCGGCCAGUUCGCUCCACACGAGCGCCCUACAUUGGCUGAGGUGAUCCAGAAGCUCAAAUCAGGAGAGAAGAGUGCCAACAAUAGGACAGUUCUUCGAGUGCCUGAGCCACUGGACAUUGAGAAGUACCUGCGGGAGGCGGGAUAUGAAGAGGCCUACAAUUACGUUGUUCUCUGAUUGGCUCCUGCGAUGGUCAUUUAAAUCAAGGUCUACAUUACGUUCAGUGUUGCUUUUCUCACAUUAUCAUGAAGACUGUUGGGAGAGCAUUUUAAAUGUCAAAACAGCACGACUAGUUUAUCUUUAGGUCCCUUACUAUGCUCAAUACAACGUAAGAGACUGAUGAAACACUCAGGUAUUAACACAUACAGCAUUCGGAAUGUAUUCAGACCCCUUGACUUUUUCCACAUUUUGUUACGUUACAGCCUUAUUCUAAAAUGGAUUACUUUAAAAAAAAAUCCUCAGCAAUCUACGCACAAUACCUCAUAAUGACAAAGAGAAAACAGGUUUUUAAUCAUUUUUACAAAAAACAGAAAUACCUUAUUUACAUAAGUAUUUAGACCCUUUGCUAUGAGACUCACAAUUAUCAUCCUUGAGAUGUUUCUACAACUUUAUUGGAGUCCACCUGUGGUAAAUUCAAUUGAUUGCACAUGAUUUGGAAAGGCACACACCGGUUUAUAUAAGGUCCCACAGUUGACAGUGAAUAUCAGAGCAAAAACCAAGCCAUGAGGUAUGAAGGAAUUGUCCGUAGAGCUCCGACACAGGAUUGGGUCGAGGCACAGAUCUGGGGAAGGGUACCAAAACAUUUCUGCAGCAUUGAAGAUCCCCAAGAACACAGUGGCCUCCAUCAUUCUUAAAUGUAAGAAGGUUGGAACCACCAAGACUCUUCCAAGAGCUGGCUGCCCAGCCAAACUGAGCAAUCAGGGGAGAAGGGUCUUUGUCAGGGAGGUAACCAAGAUGGUCACUCUGACAGAGCUCUAGAGUUCCUCUGUGGAGAUGGGAGAACCUUCUAGAUGGAUAACCAUCUUUGCAGCACUCCACCAAUCAGGCCUUUAUGAAGCCACUCCUCAGUAGAAGGCACAUUUGACAGCCCGCUUGGAGUGUGCCAAAGGCACUUAAAGACUCUCAGACCGUGUGAAACAAGAUUAUCUGGUCUGAUGAAACCAAUAUUGAACUCUUUGGCCUGAAUGCCAAGCGUCGUGUCUAGAAGAAACCUGUCACCAUCCCUACGGUCAAGCAUGGUGGUGGCAGCAUCAUGCUGUGGGGAUGCUUUUCAGCGGCAGGGACUGAGAGACUAGUCAUGAAUGAGGCAAAGAUGAACGGAGCAAAGUACUGAAAACCUGCUCAAGAUCGCUUAGGACCUCAGACUGGGGCGAAGGUUCACCUUCCAACAGAACCACGACCCUAAGCACACAGCCAGGCCAACGCAAGAGUGGCUUUGGGACAAAUCUCUAAAUGUCCUUGAGUGGCCCAGCCAGAGCCCAGACCUGAACUUGAUCGAGCAUCUCUGGAGAGACCUGAAAAUAGCUGUGCAGCGACGCUCCCCAUCCAACCUGAAAGAGCUUGAGAGGAUCUGCAGAGAAGAAUGGGAGAAACUCCCCAAAUACAGGUGUGCCAACAAUAAAAUAAAGGUGUGCCAACAAGCUUGUAUCGUCAUACACUAGAAGACUCGAGGCUGUAGAUGCCGAAAAAGGUGCUUCAACAAAGUCCUGAGUAAAGGGUCUGAAAACUUAUGUAAAUGUAAUAUUUCCAUUUUUUUUCUUUUUAUGAAUCUGCAAAAAAUGUCUAACAACCUGUUAUUGCUUUGUCAUUAAGGGGUAUUGUGUGUAGAUUGAGGAGGGGAAAAAAAUAUUUCAUACAUUUUUCGAACAAGGCUCUAUGUAACCUAACAAAAUAUAGAAAAAAGUCAAGGGGUCCGAAUACUUUCCGAAGGCACUGUACAUACUUAUAUUGUGUAUUUAAAGAAUAAUAUAUGUAUAUUUCUAUAUUUGUCCACUGUCCCACUGAAUAUCUAUGUGGCUCCAAAGGACAACAAAAUGAAGAUUCCCUGAUUCACUGCAGGUUCUAAUGCCAGUGACUUCCAAGGCCCUACCUGGGUCUCUAUCCUACGCUAUUUCUACUGUACAUGCAAACUAUGGUCACUCGCACUUUAACCCUGUAAACAACCACAGUGCCAUCAAAUAGAAAUGGCUAAUUGCCUCAUCAUAAUAAAACCUAGCCCAGCAGGGAAAGUAAGUUAAAGGGAAAAUCCACUCAAAAACUCUCUUUUCCAUUAGUCCACUUUUAUACAAUCCCAAAAUGUUCUGCAUGUCAGCAGUUUCCAAGAUGCAGUAUUGGACUUUUAAGAAGCAAAUUGUCACCCGGCCACAUCAUCAUGAUGAUGAAAAAUGCACCAUACAUGUAUAUCAUACAUCAUUUGAUAUUUCCCUUUAAGGCAUCUGUUGUUCAACAAAGAAAAGUGAUCUUUAUUUGAGCUGGGAUCCCUGCCUAACAAAUAUGCCUUAAAAAAAACCUCAUAAAUCUUAACCAGUCAAAGGACUGUAAAGUAAAGAGCACAACUAGCUAUUACACACAAUAAACAAAUCG
Molecule: messenger RNA, 4017 nt
Organism: Oncorhynchus masou masou (cherry salmon)
Lineage: Eukaryota; Metazoa; Chordata; Actinopteri; Salmoniformes; Salmonidae
Product: tyrosine-protein kinase STYK1-like
Exons: 10
Coding region: 298-1611 (437 amino acids)
Biological process (GO): multicellular organism development; protein phosphorylation; cell surface receptor protein tyrosine kinase signaling pathway
Cellular component (GO): signaling receptor complex; plasma membrane
Molecular function (GO): ATP binding; transmembrane receptor protein tyrosine kinase activity
Source: RefSeq, a predicted model, not a curated record